Pomacea canaliculata is the source of this 7477-nucleotide messenger RNA. RefSeq names its product E3 ubiquitin-protein ligase MARCH1-like. The coding region runs from base 401 to 1162 and encodes 253 amino acids. Gene Ontology annotation, biological process: immune response; antigen processing and presentation of peptide antigen via MHC class II; protein polyubiquitination. The transcript has 4 exons. Gene Ontology annotation, cellular component: late endosome membrane; early endosome membrane; lysosome. Gene Ontology annotation, molecular function: ubiquitin protein ligase activity; zinc ion binding; MHC protein binding. The record is from RefSeq and is a predicted model, not a curated record. NCBI's taxonomy places the organism in Eukaryota, Metazoa, Mollusca, Gastropoda, Architaenioglossa, Ampullariidae.
GCAGUACUGGUCCUCGGGAAUGGUGGGGGGAGGUGACGACUGGAUAGAGGCAGCGGCUGAUAAGAUUCGCCAGUUAGAUCUUCAGGGCGGUGCUGAGCAGUUACUGCAUGAAGCGAUCAGCUCACCUUCUUUAUAUCUGGAAGCAAGUUUUUCCUCUGCACAUCUCUGCAUAAAACCCCUUCAAAGGUCCCUGAAGUGUGCUGGAGACAAGUGUUAGAUUUCCCAUGUAAAAUUUAACAUCUGCAUGCUUGAUUCAUCUGGAAAGCAGUAAAGAGCAGAAGGCAGCUUGUGUGCAUAUAAAUGGUUCAUUCAAGUUCAUUUAAGAUCAGACUUUGUUGGGUGGAAGUGGAGUAAACAUUGGUCAUGUGAACAGUCAUUUUUACCAAAUGAAGGCUGCAGUAUGCCAAUUCAGAAAGUUUCUGUACACCCAUUAAACGUCAUGAAGAACAAAAAAGAUGCUAGGAAUGCUUCUAAAGAAAAAGAAAAUGGAGCAUCAAAGGAAGUGAUUCCUGGUGCCACAUCCGAUACCCAGGACAGAUGCGAGUCUCAGUUAUCAACAUUAUCUGAACGAUCUGACAUUUGCCGGAUUUGCCACUGUGAAGGUGAGGAUGGCAACAAGCUUAUCUCUCCAUGCUUGUGCAUGGGUUCUCUCAAGUAUGUGCACCUGCGCUGUCUACAGAAAUGGAUUAAGAGCUCAGAGAAAAUCACGUGUGAACUGUGCAGAUUUGACUACAUAAUGACCACCAAGACCAAGCCUUUCAAAGAGUGGGAAAAACUGGAUAUGUCAACAGCAGAAAGGCGAAAGAUAAUUUGUUCUGUUACAUUCCACAUCAUUGCAAUCACAUGUGUCAUCUGGUCUCUUUACGUUCUUAUUGAUCGCACCACUGAGGAAGUUUCAAAUGGCAACUUGGAUUGGCCUUUCUGGACUAAGCUUAUUGUUGUGGCCAUCGGUUUUACAGGAGGCCUAGUCUUUAUGUACGUGCAGUGUAAGAUGUAUAUUCAUUUAGUUAUGCGAUGGAGAGCUUACAACAAAGUGAUACAGAUUGACAAUGUUCCUGAAACAGAAGAAUUCCGAAUUAAUGCUGUAGCCAAGAUUAAGGCAAAAUCAGAGGAAGGAGGAAUGACCAAUGCUGUUGCACUGCAAGAUGUGGAGUCAUUAUGAUUAAUGGUACAAGGGCUGUAGUUACAAGCAAGCAGUAUAGGUGGGCUUGUAACUCAUUUAACUAAUGUAUUCAAGAUUUCUGAUUGAGAACAUUGGGCUAUUUUGACUUUAGCAGCACAGAGAGAGAAGAAAGGAAACAAAAAUAAUGGUCAUGGCUGCAACAAGUAUUGCAGCCUGGUCCUUAUGGUUUUGUCAUGGUGUGGCAAAACAAAAAAUUGCCAAAACAGAAAUUAAAACAAAAAUCCCCACUAUAUUUUUGUGCAGUUGCCAUAUCAGCCUAAUGCUUUUUUGUGAAGAUGUUACAGUGAGAAAAAGAUGAGGGUAUCAAACUUUUCAUAUUAUGCAGUUAAGCAGAUCAUGUAUUAAAAGAAAAACAUUGUUUCAAAACGUUUGUGCACAUUUUAGCUGUUGCAAACAUGGAAAAUUGUAUACAACUAAAUGAAAUAAUUUGAGUGAAUGAAGGAAUGAGAGAGAGUGUACAUGUACAUGUCCUUUACUUGAGAGCAUGUAAAUGUUUAGUGGUAAUUAGUGCUAGGGACAACAAAUAUUGGACCAGCAUUUGUAUAUAGUAUUCUGUGAAUGUCUAGAGUUAUCUGUCUCAUUAAUGUCAGUUUUCACUCUUUGCAGGAUAUAACAGCUAGAGACACAAUACACAUACUUAAAUAUCCAUAUGUUGACAGACAUUUAUAUUAGAGUUGUGUCAGCUCACAAGAUCUGUAUAUUUUCUUUUUAUAAAAUUGAAUCAUGCUAAAGUACAUGUACUUGGCGUUUAAAAGAUGCUUUCGAAAAUAAAGGUUUUUACAAUGCAAGUGCUAGAUGUUUCGUUUGGCAGAUUGUUCAGUCAUCAUUAUUGUGGCUAAUAAAUGCUCAAAAAAAAAAAAAAAAAACGUUAAAAUUGUCCUCACUUAAGUGGACUUUAAGAAAGUUGGCAGUUAUUUUGUAUUUCAUGUUGAAAGGACAAACAUUCCAGAUUUAUUUUUCCAGGUCUAUGCAAAACCUUUUGCACAAGUUUCAUUUGACUUUCAAUGCUUUGCUUGUGAAGGGAAUUUUUUUUAAAUGUUAUCUGAAAUGUCUUCACUGAUAAGUAUAUUGCUCCUGUGCAUUACAGAUCCAUAUGCAUAAAUGUUCUCAUUUAGGACAUAUAUCCUUUGUCAUGCAUAAUAGGAAAAUGAGAUAAUAUACAUAUAUAAAAGAGCACAAUACAUAACUGAGUAGUCCUAUGUUUUAUGUCUGAAAAACAAUUAAAACCUGUUGUAAUUUUCUUUACUUGCAAAAUUAUAUAAAUUUGCAUCACACAAUAUCAACUUCUUGUUCUCCUUUGUCUUUGAUAAAGCUGGUAAGCAUCUGCAAAGUGUCCACAUGUUCAUAUUGCUUGGUGUCAAGGGGUAUCACUAAUGGCCAGACCACCCUCUGCUCUUGAAGGAGCUUACGCUCUUGUAAAAUAUGCUCCAUGGUUUGUGCUUCAUCUCCACGGGAGCAUAUUGGGGAUGACACCAGAUGUAGCUGUAUAAUUGAUCACUAAUCUAUUGUGCUUUGCUCUGGGUCACAAUCUGCCUGUCUUCAGCACCAUAAUUUUGCCAAUCUGUCAGCCUGAUCAUUGUUUACAAUACCACAAUGUGAGGGUAUCCACUGCAGCAUGUUUUUUUCAAGUAAUUAAUAUUUUUUAAUACUGUCAUCUUAGGUAGCCAGUUAUAGCUGGCGCCUUGUAGCACAGACAGGGCAUCUGGUCAACUCUACAUUUUUAAGAUAUUUGCAUUUAAAAGGUACUAAUGCGAAGCACACACACUUGUUGCGGCCUUAAGGGAGCAACAAGGAAUGAACUAACUGAUGCAAAGCACAUGCAAUUCAAUAAUUUUGUUUAUUAUAAUGGUGCAUUAUUUUCAUACAUUUUAUGACUUGCAUAAAGGUAUUAGUCUGUGUAUUCCGUUAUCUGGUGAAGUGGGUGGGUAAGGGCAGAUUCACUAUUAUCUAAAAAUCACCUGAUAGAGAGGUCUGUGGAAUCCACUUACAUCAUAAAGGUAGAAUUGUCUGUUAGAUUCUUUAAGUUAUUUGUGCAUAAUGACCCAGGUCUAAGUUGAAAUUCAAAUGUAGUCACUGGAAGAAUACAACAGUAGUUGACUUAUUCUUUUACGGCCCCAGUGGAGCAUAGGGCUGCAACUACAUCAUGCUAUUGGAUCCGGUUCUGGGCCUCGCUUCCCAGUUGGGUCCAUGUCAUGCAUUCUGCCUCUGCCUCGCUGUGGACCGAUCUCCUCCAUGUCUGUCUAGGUCUCCCAACCCUGCGACGCUCCUGUGGGUUCCAGCCCAGAACUUGUUGAAUUGUCAGCCGGCUUUCACAGGGUGUGACGGAUCCAUCACCCCACCUUCCACUUCUUGGUGUCUUGGCUGGCAGGUUUUUGGUUGAUUCUUUUCUGCAGGCUGCUGUUGGAAAUCUUUUUAGGCCAUCUUAUUCCCAGAAUAUGGCAUAAGGCAUGGUUGGUAAAGGUCUGGAGCUUGUUGUUGAUGGUGUUUGUCACUCUCCAGGUUUCAGGACCAUACAGUAGGACAGUUUUCACAUUAGUGUUGAAGAUGCUGAGAAUUUUAAAUUAUACGUUUUCCCGUUGUCUUUGUAAAUUCUUUAGCAUUCUUGUACUAAUAUAACAGUAUGAGUGAGAGAAAGGCACCAGGAAGAUAAUACAGGAAAAGGUCUGAUAUAGAACUCAGCUCUAAUAAGUUUGAAACGUAAAAAAGGCAGAUACUUAUGGUUUCCAGCAUUAAGUGUGUCUGUGGCAAGCAUUCAUUUAUUAAAUUUAUUAUUCAUUGAUUUUAUUUAUCAAGUUAUUUUUCCUUGUUUGCAUAUAUUAGGGAGAAUUUACUUUUUUACAUGCUAUUACAUUGUGUCGAAGUCUACAUUUUUAACUGUAAUGAGAUCUGUUGGCUGUGUCUAUAUGAUGAUAAAAAUAUAUCAAUAUAGUAUUCUCAUCCACAAGCAAAAUUUUAAAUAAAAAUAAUAAAAUAUUUUAGUGAUAGUUAUAAGAAAGAUCAUUGCAAUUAUCAUUGCAUUGUUUUGCAAGAUAGAUUAACUGUGUGCAUGUAUGAUUAUGAAUCUUAUGUUUGGGUGGUUAGUAAUAAUUAUUAAGGUUAGAUUUGGAGAAAAAAAUUAUUGCAUAUGAGUUUAGAUGCAUUACUUCCUUUUGUGCUGAUUGUUGAGCUUAAUCAUGUACACCAAUUUAGUCCAUCUAUCAGCAGUUUAGCAUGCUGUUAAAGCCAAAGCCACAGUGUAAAUGGAUUAUGUAUUUGUGUUUAUAAGCUAUUGACAUUUGAUCAGGUUGACUAUUUUGAUUAUGUGAUUUGGAGGUCUUUUAACAGUUUUUAAAUGCAUUUAAUUACAAAAAUUAAGAGAAACACUGGAUGUUGGCAAAAAUAAAGUGCACAUAUUAUACAUUCAUUAGUUGUUUUUUAUAUGAUCAUUUUUCAGUUUUAUUUAUGUAAUUUAUUUCUAUAUUUAAAACCUUUUUUUUUAAACCAAAGAUAACUAUUUAAAACCACUUCCAUCAUUCAGAGAAUUUGUAUACCUGAUAGAAAAUGUUUGAUCAUAUUAAAAAAAAUUGACUUCAGAUUUUUGUUUUCUCAUUUGGGAACUUUAGACCUACCUAAUGCACACCUUUAAAUUUCUGCUUAUAGUUUCUUUCACAGUGGUCUUCACCUUUGUUAAGCUUUAUAAUUCAUUAUAUGAUAUGUGUGAGUACUUAAAUUUGUUUUUACAUUUGCAUGUGUAUAUAACUACAAUAAGGAAUUCUGAGAAUAUUGAAAUGUUUUAACUUAGGUUUUGCUAUGAUCCCUGUAAACCUGUGCUUACCCUCUCAGAAUAUGACAGAAAAGAGUUUUAAUGGCUAACUAGUCACGUAUGACACUUUUUAAACUUUUAAAAUAAAUGGCAUAAUAUAUUUUAUAAUAUAUAUGUUUACUUAUAAUGGAGAUGCGUACAGAUGAGUGAGUUUUAUUACUUAAGGUAUCUGAAUAUGCAUUUUAUCAAUUUUGUUCAGUGUGUGUGUGUGUACUUAUACACACUAAGUUCCCGUGAUUGGAGUUUUUAUGAGAUUUUUAAAAGAUUAUGUAGACCAUAAAGGAAAAAAGAGCUACGCAAAGUAUAGUUGAGGAAUAAGUUUGGAAUAAGGGCUAAUCUUUUUUCCUUGAGAACAAAGACUGACAACAAAGACAAUAACAUACAAAAGCAGUCUCAUGUUUAUGAAUUUGGGAGGGAGGGGAAAAAGUAGACUUAAAUCUAAAAUUUUUUGUAAAUGUAGAAUAAUGUUAUAAUUCAUAUCUAUUCCAGUAGCAUAACAUUCAUUUAAAUAUUUUUUAAUAUUGUUUGUAUGCUGUGUAAUCUUGAUCUUCAUAAUUAAAAUAUUCUGAAAGCAGUAAAUUCAUUGUUAUUUACAGAAUAAGUUAAAUAAACUUUGAUAUGUUUUUCAUCCUCAGCACUGAUUACAUUGUCAGUUUAGUUCAUAUGAUUCAUACAUAUGCUCAUUUUUUUUAACGUUUCAGUGGUGAACAUUCAUUAUAUUAAAGGUUAAAAUGCUAGAAAAAAUGUGUUUUGUUUAAUAUACUUUUAAGAGCAUGCUGUUUGCAUAAAAAAUAUGAUGUAAUUUGGCAAAACUUAAGCUUCACAUGAGUGUUUAUAAUUCUUAAGAAAAGAAUUUGCUAGAUUAAUGUUACUGUAGAAGACAAAGCUCUGUUUUAACUUGUUCAAAAAAUUAAUUUAUUAAUUCAUGUACUGUAAACUUUAGCAUGAUCUAAGAAUUGCAUGCAGGUGAGAACUAGGUGCAAAAUACUUCAGUACUUCAGACCUAAGGGGUUCAUUUGGAGAAGUUCAAUAAUUAAUCUGUUUGUAAACACAUCAACAAAAUUCAAAUAAAUCCUUCAUCAGCAGUACUUAAAUAGAAAUGGCAACGAACAAGAUUUUGUGUUUUGUUGCCUUGUAGAGGCUGGAAUGUAGCAGCUACAUCCAGAAAGAGACAAAGACAUACUGUUGUAUGUGAAGUGUUUGUUUGCCAAUAAAUGAAGUAAACUUUUUAGCAUAUUCUUGCCCACUUUUGCCAUUGUCUGGAAUUAGAGACUAUCAGAAACAUGGCUUUUUAUAUUCUGCUUAUGUAACUGGAAUUAUUGUGCAUGGGCUUGCAGAUUUACAUGCUUUUAUUCUUUUCAGAAAAAGGAAGUGUGUUUUGUAUUAUAAAAAAAUAAUCUAAUUUGGCUUUUAUUUUGUGCUUUGAAUUUCAUAUAUUCUGGAUUUCAUUCUUGAAUAUUACUGAACCACUGAAAAAAUUUGUUCUAGUCAUACAUGUCAGAUCUUAAAUGAUUUAUAAAAAGAAUAUAUACAGAGAGAAAGAGAGACAUGCACAUCUACUCAUAAAUAUGCUGAACAUUUUGCUUAUUUUACCACAGGCUGUCAAUAAUAAAAUUGCAUAUAUAUUGAUUAAAUGUAGCAGUGAUUAGAACAAGUCAAUGUUUUUAUUGAGUCUUCUUGCUUUUGUUCCUAUGGUGUAAAGUAUCAACAACCAACUUUCAGCUUGCAAAGAUCAGCUUUCCUUUUACUCGUUCUUACAUCAUAAAAAGAAUUUAGUUAUAGUUAUGUAGGAAGAUUCCAUUUCAUAAAUAAAAAGAAACCAUUUAUUAACACAUGAUUAUCCUGCAUUGAUGAUCUGUUUGUGAGAGACAGAGAGAGGAUAGGAGACAGAAAUAUUGAAUUAAAGAUACUUCAUUUAACAGAUAGUUAUUCUAAAAAUGAAAACAAAAAAAAAAACAGAACAAGAGAUGUAUUUAGGAUUAGACAAUGCUGAUCUCAAUGUUGGUUGUCUCUAUGUUAUGGGUGAAUUUGGAAACAGUUUUCUGCUCAAACAUUUACACUGUAUAUAAAUGUAAUAUGCACUGUUUUAUAUAAAUAUAUAUAUUUUUUUAUAGUAGAAGGGUUUGCAUGGGGUAUAUGGGAAAGUCCUUGAUGUGGAUAUCAGUAGUCAUGCAAGUUUUGAUAUUUUAAGCUGACAUACUAUACAGUCCUUGAUGUUUUAUAAAUUAGAUUUUUUUUUUGCAGAUCUGCUUGAUAAAUCUGUCAGUGCUCAAUAAAUGUAAAUAUAUGAAGUACAAAUUGACUGGGAUGAAGCUUCUACUAUAAAAUAUCUGGUAUAUUUGUAACACUUGUAGGAGAAAAGGCAACAGACCCUCCAUUCAUAGAGAUGCUUAUUUUUGUGCAUAGUUGUACUCAAGAGUAUUGUUAAGAAUUUUUUGUGUAUGUGAUGUUCUUUGAUUUGCUUACAAGAAUAAAGAUGUUGAUAAAGAGUC